This is a messenger RNA of Vigna angularis (adzuki bean), 420 nucleotides long. Its product is annotated as methyl-CpG-binding domain-containing protein 9-like. The record is from RefSeq and is a predicted model, not a curated record. Bases 1 to 420 code for a protein of 139 amino acids. Lineage: Eukaryota; Viridiplantae; Streptophyta; Magnoliopsida; Fabales; Fabaceae. The transcript has a single exon.
AUGGAGCUUCCCGAUUCCACCGGCAGCGACUGCAACCUCAACGCGCUACAGUUGCAGCCACAACACAACAACCAUCACCACGACGCUCGCUCAGGGCUCAGAAUCGACCUUAACGAGAUCCCUUCGCCUUCCUCCUUGUUCGCUAAAACCCUACCGGACUCCGCCACCGACAUCGUCCGCGAUUAUGACGAGAACCCCGGGCCGCCACCGGGAGCCCCCGUUGUCCUCCCCAGCAGUGGCCUCGCUUCUUGCACUGCUUGCUCCAAGCCCUGCCCCGCCGCCGCCGAGAGCCACUACCACCUCGUCGUGUGCGACGGCUGCGAGUGCGGCUUCCACCUCGCCUGCGAGUGCGUCGCCUCUGGUGUGAAGAGAAAGCGGUGGUCGUUGGGAGUGAAGGAGCUUCUCGAUAACAGCUCCUAG